Messenger RNA from Paecilomyces variotii, 693 nucleotides. Its product is annotated as mitochondrial 54S ribosomal protein YmL38/YmL34. Gene Ontology annotation, molecular function: structural constituent of ribosome; large ribosomal subunit rRNA binding. The transcript has 4 exons. Gene Ontology annotation, biological process: translation. The record is from RefSeq and is a predicted model, not a curated record. Gene Ontology annotation, cellular component: ribosome; mitochondrial large ribosomal subunit. The coding region runs from base 169 to 564 and encodes 131 amino acids. Lineage: Eukaryota; Fungi; Ascomycota; Eurotiomycetes; Eurotiales; Thermoascaceae.
UCGCGCUGUGUUUUGCGAUCCGCGCUCUCUUCGGUCUGGGGUCGGCGAUCGGCAAAACCUGUCCGGCGGCUGCGUCGGCGCAUCAAAUCUUUUGGACGACCAGAACAACAGGCCAGCAAGGGCAACCAGCGUCUCCAGGGCUUCUCUACCCGGUGAUAUGCGAGCAAGAUGAUCCAGCUAAAGACGAUGCUCAAUUGCAUCGACAACUCCGGUGCCGCAGUUGUCGAAUGCGUGAACGUCCUCAAGAAGCACUCUCCUGCCACUAUCGGUGACCGCAUCAUCGUCGUCGUCCAGAAGCAGCGCAACUUCGGCCCGGAGAGCUCAACCAACAGCGGUAUCGCCAACAAGGUCCGAAGAGGAGACAUCCGACACGCCGUCGUUGUCCGUGCUAAGAAGGAGGUUCAACGGCCCGAUGGAAGCUUCAUCAAGUUCGAUGACAACGCCUGCGUUCUGAUCAACAAGUCAGGAGACCCGAUCGGAACGAGAUUGAACGGUAUUGUGGGAGCGGAGCUACGAGGCAAACAAUGGUCCAAGAUUUUGUCAUUAGCACCUAUGCAUUUGUAAACUAGUAUAAGAAUCAAUCAAGAAGUCCAUCUCCAAAUCAACGCUUCCUUAUUUUUAUUUGGCGCUCCCGAGCUAUGCAUAACGAGCUCGAACCAUCAACAAUUUAUCAAUAUCCCAACAAUCGCCUAA